AUGCAUCGUCAGCAUCAAGGGGCGGAGUUUUAUUCUCAGGCCCCGCCCGGCCCUUUGUCAGAGCGGUUCUCCGAGCCGCCAACGGGGUAUAAUCAAACAGUCCCUUACGUCGUGACUGGAGCUCACUGGCGGUGCCGGGAGCCAAGCGCCGCUCACACAGCCGCGAGCUCCGACUCCUCCCAGGAAAUAACGUCUGGGAAGUGGGAGGGAGUGGUCUCGGCCUCGCCCCCGAGCAGCCCUCCAGGACUGCCUCGAGCACCCGUGUGCCCGCUCCCUACGGUCACUGUCUUGGCGCCACUCCGUAGUCCGGAGUCUCGACUCUUCCUUCCUCCGCCCGCCGUCCUCGGACCCAGCCCCCGGCGCAGAGCUUUGAAGACUAGCGGUAGAGGUGUCCCUGGCCAGACGGCGGGGGAGGGCAGCAGAGAACAGCCUAUCCUUUCCUGUCGGCAUCCCAGGCCUUUCAGCAUUUCCUUCUACUCUCACAUGCCCGGCUUCAGCGCUCCAGAAAUGUGUUCUGCCCUUCCACACCGGGCUCUCUGGAGGCCCCACCGGGACUAUGCUCUCUUCUACUCCCACUCAGUCCGCAGGGUCCCAGCCCUUUCGAGCCCUCUUGCAGGAAACCAGAUGGUGCAAUGCCAGGCAGUAUCUCCUGCUAAUUCCUAACCCUGACUACCAGCUCGUGAAGACAGCUAUACGUGAAGGGCCUGGUACAGGAACUGCGUAUAGAAGACGUACCCCUCCCUCGAUUUUUUAAAUUAAGAAUUAUUUGUAAAAAUAUAUAUACAUAUAUAAUUCUGAGACCCCAAACCAAAAGAACUAUAAUGA
Eubalaena glacialis (North Atlantic right whale) is the source of this 825-nucleotide messenger RNA. RefSeq lists its product as uncharacterized. Lineage: Eukaryota; Metazoa; Chordata; Mammalia; Artiodactyla; Balaenidae. The transcript has 5 exons. The record is from RefSeq and is a predicted model, not a curated record. Bases 1 to 663 code for a protein of 220 amino acids.